AUGCCUUCCAUUCCCGGCGAACUGAUCCUCCAAAUCAUUGAUUGUCUCAUCCCCUCUACUUCACGCAAGAUAUACCCCCGGAGUGACCUUGUGACACAGACCUUGCUCAGUCUCACCCUGGCAUGCAAGCUCACUCACCACCCCGCGCGACGACUGCUCUUCCAGCACUGCCUUUACAUCGACUCGCGGGAGCGACUUGACCAGCUGUUGGAGCAAAGCGGUUAUUUUAGAGGAAACAGCAGUAUCACCACCAACGAUCAAGCCCAACAGUGCCCGCAAAUCCGGGCUUACUCGCUGUACCUGGCCCCGUUCCCGCCUGAUCAGCUCGAAGACGCCCACACAGUGCGCCAUGUUGAACGACUGCUCUCACAGGUCGGAGCUACCCUCCGAAACCUCAUCAUUAACAUCCCGCUCCGGUCCCUAUAUCCAGAAGACGACGUGCAAGGCCUGCGCGUGACCCUCCGCGCCGCGUUCGCCCACCUCCCCGCACUGGAAGAUUUCUGCUCCGUCCAGGACGAGCUCUACCUGAAGUCGUUGCCGCAGGAUCCAGAAGCGGGGGAGAUGAUCGAGGAACCCCCCGUAUGGCCCACUUGGCCGCGCCUGCGCCGCCUCGCACUGUACAACGCCUGCAUGGAUGGCGGAUUUGUAGAGUGUCUGCUGCAUUGCUCGUCACAUCUCACGCAUGUGGUUCUCACCCGACCCGAUUGCUACAUGGACGAGGCGCUACCCUCCGGCGUGGCGGAUCGUCUCCCUUGGCCAGGGUUGCAACGAAUCUUGGUCGUCAACACCAGGGAGGGCCACAUCCGCGACGCUCGUAACCGCGACGACUAUCUGCCAGCAGCCCUGGGGCAAGUCAGCUUUUGGUCCCGGCUGCACCUCGCUCAGCAGGGUACGAGGCAGAUCGAUGGCUUCGGGGAAGGGAUGGGUGGGGAGGCACUCAUAGCGUGCGCGGACGUGCCUAUAUCCUCGGGGCAGGAAGGCGGGGGGGACGAUGAUAUUCCUCUGUCACAGGAGUGGGUUUGCGCUCGGGCAGUGGAAGGAACAUUGUGGGAUUGCCCGGGAUUGCCAUAUACCGACCAGUAUAUGUGAAGGAAGUACAAUAAACCAACAGCAGAAUUCUCAAGUUUUUUGCUGAGGUAAUAGCAGCCUAGAAACUCGAAUCUCAGAACUCAGUCCAGUCUCCAGGCUCAGCACACGAUGCACCUCUUCGAGGCCUAGCCGCAAAGCAAGCAAGAGAUAAAUAGUGUCUGAACAAACAAAUAAACGGAGCACAGACUCGAUAUACUGCCAUGAGCUGCUAGAUC
Messenger RNA from Aspergillus uvarum CBS 121591, 1304 nucleotides. RefSeq lists its product as uncharacterized. The coding region runs from base 1 to 1089 and encodes 362 amino acids. The record is from RefSeq and is a predicted model, not a curated record. Lineage: Eukaryota; Fungi; Ascomycota; Eurotiomycetes; Eurotiales; Aspergillaceae. The transcript has a single exon.